Dibothriocephalus latus is the source of this 327-nucleotide messenger RNA. The record is from the annotation of a GenBank genome assembly. Lineage: Eukaryota; Metazoa; Platyhelminthes; Cestoda; Diphyllobothriidea; Diphyllobothriidae.
AUGCUGGUCACGGGGGUCGAGCUGGCGCCUUUUUUGGUGGCCGUAGUUAUGGCAGCCGCGUCUGCUUCUUUGAAGUCGUUCGAGUUCGAAGUCUUUGGAAAAUAUACAGCUGCAACUGCACGCGAAAAUAAUAUUGUUGGAUGGGUGAAAAAUACAUCUACGGGGUCGGUAGUUGGGGUUGCACAAGGUCCCGAUGCAAAAAUGGACGUUUUUAAAAACUGGCUCAAAACUACCGGAAGCCCGAAGUCGCGCAUUCAAAAAUGUGACAUUAACAAAGAACGUUCAAUUACUGCUCUAACCUUCUCAUCUUUUGAUAUAAUAAGAUAG